This is a messenger RNA of Zingiber officinale, 820 nucleotides long. RefSeq names its product photosynthetic NDH subunit of lumenal location 1, chloroplastic. Gene Ontology annotation, molecular function: calcium ion binding. Bases 27 to 710 code for a protein of 227 amino acids. Gene Ontology annotation, cellular component: photosystem II; photosystem II oxygen evolving complex; extrinsic component of membrane. The record is from RefSeq and is a predicted model, not a curated record. Gene Ontology annotation, biological process: photosynthesis. NCBI's taxonomy places the organism in Eukaryota, Viridiplantae, Streptophyta, Magnoliopsida, Zingiberales, Zingiberaceae. The transcript has 8 exons.
GCAGCUCCUCCUCGCCAUUGAUCGCCAUGGCAGCAGUCCAUAGCCUGCUCGCUUCCCUUCCCAACCAAUUUGCAGUCGCCGGCUCCGGCGUCAACUCCCGAUCUCCUGUUUUAACAAUCAAGGCGAGCUCUAAAGGCGUUUCACUGGCUGAGAACGGUUAUUCAAGGAGAAGGCAGAUUUUAGUUGGAGUUGGAGCCUUCGCCAGUAUUUUUUCACAGGAAAAAAUAGCAUUUGCUGAAGAAGUUCCAAAGAACUACGAAGCUUUCGUGGAUUUCAUAGAUGGAUACACAUAUUAUUACCCUUCUGAUUGGAGAGACUUUGAUUUUAUGGGCCAUGACUCAGCAUUCAAGGAUCGUUUUGCAGCAUUGCAGCAUGUUAGAGUCAGUUUCAUUCCGACCGAAAAGAGAGAUGUCCAUGACUUAGGACCUAUGGAGGAGGUCAUUUUCAACUUAGUAAAGAACGUAUAUGCUGCGCCGAAUCAAACUCCAACCAUUUACGAAAUGAGGGAGCGAUCUCUUGAUGGAAAGAACUACUGGACCUUUGAAUAUGAGCUUGCAACUUCUUUCUUUGGUCGGACAGCCUUUGCAACCAUAGCAAUCGGCAACGGGCGAUACUACACGUUGGUGGUAGGUGCAAAUGAGAGGAGAUGGAGUAGAGUUCGGAACCAGCUCAAGGUGGUCGCGGACUCUUUCAAAAUUUUGGAUAUAUAGAUUCAAAGAUUCCAAUGCUAUCAAAUAGUCUAAUCCAACUGUUAUUAUUCAUAGAAGAAAUGUAUUUUGUCUCAGACAGAACAAUGGUAUAUAAAAGUUCUCACAUCUAA